Xenopus tropicalis (tropical clawed frog) is the source of this 2443-nucleotide messenger RNA. RefSeq names its product fibrous sheath interacting protein 1 (gene fsip1). Lineage: Eukaryota; Metazoa; Chordata; Amphibia; Anura; Pipidae. The transcript has 11 exons. The record is from RefSeq and is a predicted model, not a curated record. The coding region runs from base 428 to 1798 and encodes 456 amino acids.
GACUGAGGGCUAGGGGUCUGUAGAAGGUAAAGAGUUGUUUUUAUUAGUGACAGUAUUCAUCUUAAUGUGGAACAAAUCUUUUAGCACUCUUUCUUUACCCAGAGGUAACUAUAAUUUUUGUUGUCAUCCCCACUGUAACAUCUCAAAGGGUAAUUGUCCAGCUGUUGUUAAAGCUGCAACUCCCACUGUCCCCUCCACAAGGAAGUAACGAGAGCCUGGGAGUUGUAGCCCAACAACAGAGUUGCUGUAACUGACUGCAGUACAUGUUCCACUCUGUGAGCAGUAGGUGGCGCCCAAGCCCCGCGUACGUAUUGGUCGCCUAGCAACGUGUGAAGCUAGGAAAUACCUUCAUCAAAACAACAGCAAGGCCUGGGAGAGAAGAGAGCGGAGGGAGCCUGAGAGAAGACCUGCUCUGCCAUUUGAGGAGAUGGACAUUACAAAGGGGAGCCUGGAUAUGAUAGCAAGACCUGCUUCUUCCUCCAGAUCCCGUCCGGGUAGUCGGGUUUCCACUUCCUUGUCAACAGAGAGGCUAAAGCGGAGUUCAACUUCCCUGUCUUUGGAAGUAUUGACCCCUGAACCUGGGUUUUCAGAGAUGCAAUGUUUGGGACUUGAUACCCAUGAAACACAAUUGGAAGCUAGAAGAAAAACUCCUAUAAGACAUCAGGAACGGCUCCCUGAACAGAAACAUUUACCAAAAAACUCUACAGAAAGCUAUGAAGAAUGUAUAAGAGACGAGAUGGAUUUUGAGCCACCAUUCCCAACCAAGGAAACAGAUCACCUUUUUGAUGAGGCUGAAGAUGAUUUCUUAGACUUCCCGUCUGCUGAGUUUGAAGACACUGGAGAAAAUGAUGACGAGGUUCCAAACGAUGAACAUGAUUUUGUUAAUGAUAAAGCCACUGACCCUAAGCUGGAAAGAGCCAUAAAAAGGAUGCAGGCUUUGGAUAACAUCUUACAGAGAAAGUUGGCCAAGGAGAAGGAGGUGAAAGCUCAAGGCCUCGAGAUCCACAUAAAGCUGUGGGAAGAACUCCAGCGUGCAACAACGCAGUCAUCUGCACGGAGCCAUGAAGAAAGCAUAAACACAAGCAAGUUCCUGGCCUUAACCCCACAACUGGAUGAAACGGAAGACACAGUCAACAUGCAGAUGGGUAAGAUAUUUUCCCCUGUGUUUCCUACUCAGCUGCCCAAUGAAGACCCUGCAGAGGAUGAUGACCAUGAAACUCUCAAAGAUGACAUGUCCGGGGACUCAAGUCACAGAUCAGAUUGUAGAACAAGGCAAAGCAAAGGCCAAAUGAAAGGAGUUGACUUUAUUCAAAGGAAUAUUGAGUUGGCAAAGGAUGCCGGGUCCUAUAUUCUUCUGAUGGAUGAUGAGAAGUUACGAUUGGAGCAGCUACUGGAAGAUAUUCAGGAAGACUGCAGUGAUGAAGAUAUUACCGGAGAUAUGUCCAGCUGGAUAGUUCCAGGAGAAGGCUAUACUCCAGAACCUGAUGAAUAUGACCAACUGGCAGAAAUUGAGGCACGGUUGCAGAGGGUCAGAGGCAAUGAGGAGUCUCUUGAAACUAGUCUCAGUGACCCCAAAAUUCCCAAAGAGAUUUUUCAGGAAGUCUUACUUGAGAAAAAUGGAAAUUCCCAUUCCGCACCUGGCGAGCUGGUUUUACGUUACACAAAGGAGCUGAGAGAGCAGAAAAUGCGUCUCCGAGAGAUCGACCAGCAGCUCCAAGAUAUGGGGAGAAACAGCAUAACUCCAACGAGCCUUUUAUCACACUGCAGCUUAUCAACUGACUCACCUGUAUACGCAUAGGCUUUAUGUAUGAAAUAUAGGAAUGUGCAGUGACUACUUAGCUCUGGCUGCUAAUAAUCAGCAGUGCUCUCUGGCAGUAAGUGUGUUUCUGCCCUGGUGGGGUAAGCCUCUGGCACUUUUAAGUAAAAUCACAUUAUGCUUCUAGGAAUAGAAGAGAGCCCUGAAGGUUAGGGAAUAGCAGUGUUAUAGUGGAUGGCUUGGAACCAUUUUUAUUCAUUUCCAGUAUUUGCCUUGUCUUCACUCUAGGCUUGUAGAAUAAUGGUUGACUGGCAGGACAGCAGCAGAGAUUCCUCCCAAAUAUUCUCUAUAACACAAUACCAUGUAUUAAUUGCCUCCUGAUAACACUGACCCUAUUGUGUUUUAGUGUGAUAGGGACCUUUGAUUUUAAACUCCACUUCACUUAGGGAGUGACUGAUGUGUAUGAUGUAUAAUGUCAGUAUAGCACUACAUAAAUGUGUUGGUGUUAUAUAAACAGAUAUGGGAUUUGUUAUCUGGAACCCAUUAUCCAGAAGGUUCCAGUUACAGGUAGGCUAUCUCCCAUAGACUCCAUUUUAAGCAAAUAAUUCCAAUCUUUUCUGUAAUAAUAACACAGUAAUGUGUGCUUGAUCCUAACUAAGAAAUAAUAAACCCUUAUUGGUGGCAAAA